Molecule: messenger RNA, 11810 nt
Organism: Bombyx mori (domestic silkworm)
Lineage: Eukaryota; Metazoa; Arthropoda; Insecta; Lepidoptera; Bombycidae
Product: zinc finger protein 678
Exons: 2
Coding region: 3028-3963 (311 amino acids)
Biological process (GO): DNA integration
Molecular function (GO): nucleic acid binding
Source: RefSeq, a predicted model, not a curated record
GGUGAGACAAAAAGGAAUAUGGAAUCCCAUCUUCCCCUGGAGCACUGUCUUUGACGUGAUUUAAUACACCUUUUAACUCCACUAACGUAAAAGUUAGAUUUAGAGAAGAAGGGGCAUCAGAGUUAUAUUGCUUAUAAGACAGGAUAGGAUCGUUGAGUGGAGCAGAAGGAGGAGCCAAACGAUCAAGGAAUUGAUCUGCUAAUUCUAUAGGCAGCAACAAUGCGUUAGAAGGAUUGACAGCUGAUCUAAAUCUUUUGAUAUUUCGCCAUAUGACAGUAGCAUGUGUUUCAGGGAAAUGAAAUGAUUAUGGGAUAGUGAUCACUAUUAUAAGUGGAACACAAAGUAGACCAAGAUAGAGAAGAUGCUAACUGGGGAGUACAAAUGGACAGGUCAAUGGCACUAAUUACUUCACCAGGCUUUGUGAGGCGAGUAGGAGAACCCGAGUUUAAAAUGCACAGGCUAUACAUGUCUAAGAUAUCUAAUAAUUCAUAACCAUAACUAUUAGAUACUGAACUACCCCAAGAUGUGUGAUGAGAGUUGAAAUCACCCAGAAUCAUGAAAGGCCGAGGAAGAACUGAAAUUAAGUUUUUAAUUUCAUUGAAGAUUUGCAAGGAGGGGUGAGGGACAUAGAUAGAGACAAAACAGAUACCAUCAACAAUAGCUGCAAUGACAGAAAAGCAGUUACUAUGUGAAGGGAGAGGGAAGGAAGAAAAGGUGCUAGAGUUUCUGAUGAGUAGGCAUACACCACCAUAUCCAUCAGCCCUGUCUUCUCUUAAGCACGAAUAACCAGGGAUUUUGAAUACAAAAUCUGGCUUUAGCCAGGUUUCAGAUAGAGAAAAUAUAAAAGGAUUAAAAGUAUUUAUAAUAUGUAUAAUUUCAUGCUUUUUGUUUAUAAUACUGCGGCAAUUCCAUUGAACUAACUUGUCCAUGUUGGCCAUUAUUAAUAUUAGUAUAAGUACGAAUUAAAUUAGCAGCGUGGGACGGUAUAGAUAAAUUGGGUUCAGAAAGUAAUUUGAUCAAUAUAGUAAUUAACUCUGCUAUUGUCUGUUGUGAAUUUGCAUUAGACGAGGAUGGUAAUGCACAUCCAUUAGAAGGCUCUGGCAUAUUGUAGUCCCUUACAAGAGACUCAUGUGCUACAUGAUCAAAACCUUUACUGUGUUGAGGAGGAGUUCUGGGUUUAGUGAAGACUGUUUUUUUAUAAGAUAUUGUACGUGAGGAUGGUGAACCAGGCAAUACUGUAUUUCCACCAGGAACAGAUUUAGUUGGGAGAGAGGAUACAAUAUCAGCAAAUGAUUUAGAAAUGGGGGGAUGCAAUUUUGACGCUUCAAUAUAGGAUAAGCUAUUCUCUGCCAUUGUUACUUUAAUAUCUGUUUGUCUCACGUACUCUGGACACUUUUUGCUCGAAGCAAAGUGCAGCCCAGAACAUAAGCAGCAAGAUACACAGUCUUCCUCCACAUUACAAGUAUCUCCAGUGUGGCCCUGACCACACUUGAAGCACCUGGGCUUUGACCUACAUUGGACCUUGGUGUGCCCAAAGCGGCAACAAUUAAAGCACUGGAUGGUUGGGUAUAUAUACAAUUUAACAUAACAUAUUAAUUAUUAUAAUUAUAUACAUAAAUACACGUUUGGGCAAAACUUGUCUUGUGUAAGAAUUAUAACACAUAAAUACACGUUUGGGCAAAACUUGUCCAUCAAAUGUAAACACGACUGUUUGCGAAGGUUUCCAUGUGGGUGUGUUGUUUAUCAUGACUUUAUAGUUUAGUCUUCUAAUUUUCAGAAUUUCCCCACACCCAAUGGGUACAUUCGUGUUCUGCAUAAUAUCUUCAGGGGACCACUCAGUUGGGACUCCCCUAACUAAACCCAUCCUCGUAAUGUUAAAAGUUGGGAUAAAAGCCUUCAUGUUGUUUGUAGCUAAGCAGUUUGAAGUGACAAAGCUGUUAGCGUCUGUAUAAUUAUUAAAAGAAAGUGUCAUUUUAUUUCGGCCAAUACGUUUCAAACUUCCAUUAACAAUAUUUUUGAAAAAAUUUUUUUUUAAAAAUCUGCCAAACACAACUGGGUGUAAUGUUGUACCAUCAUCAUCAGCAGACUGUAUUUUCUGCACGUGUACCACAAACGGGCCGUGGUCAUUGGCAUCAUAACUAGCCCUACCAAUUUGUGUGGAGGCUUUAUGAGACAUAUCAGUGGGAGGAACGGGCUUUGAAGAUGUAUCAGUGCAAGGACCAGGUGCAGGCAAAUCAAUAGUGCUCUCAGUAAAUUCGUCUUUGCAUUGACAGUCCGAUUGUUUAAAUGUUUCUGUAUUAUUUUUUCUUUUCCUUUUGUUACAAUUUUUACAAAUUUUGUGGAGCUGGUUACGCUUCAGCUUCCUUUUAGACACCAAAGAGCAGUCAGAAUCCAUUCCGGAUUCGUUGGAGAUUGUGACAAAUGCAACCGCGGGGGGCGCUGUGCCCCCCGGGUCCGGAGGCUCGUUCAUAUAAAUAUAAAAAACUUACCCCAACUCGAAGAAAAAAAGAAUAAAAUACAAAAAAAUUUAAAUAAUAAUAAAAAUUACAAAUAUAUACAAGUUUUAACUAUUCUGAUCACUUAAUAUAUUAAAAAAAAAUAUUUUUCAACAAAUUCAAACAAAAACCGCGCCCGCCAAAUUCAAAGGUUUCCCGCGUUUUUUCGACGUCAUUGUCAAUCUGUUUUAUUCGUUAUUUGUCAAUGUAUCUAAUGUAAUCAAAGCAAAUUUUACUGUUAAUUUUAGAUAAUAAUAAAGAUAAAAUAUAAUAAAGAUCUUCAGUACCUACUACCACUGUUUGUAGAAGCUCUUCUAAAUCUACAAAUUCUGUGGUAGUAGGUACUGAAGAUCUUUCCGCUUGUAUCACAGCAGCGUCACCUUCUUCAUUACGUAAAGCUACUGUACCCGCUUAUAUUCGAGGAAUAAGAGCAGAAGCACUUCUCGACACCGGCAGCUCCGUCAGUUUUAUAAAUGACAACUUUGCAAGACUAUGCGGGUUAAAAAGAAAAUCCUGCAAUCAGACUAUUUCUAUGGCCUCUCUUAAUUAUACUUCACAAGUAGAAGGUCAAACUUGGCAAACCCUGAGAAUCGGAAAUCAUAGAUAUGAUAAUGUGAAUCUUCUUAUCGUGAAAAAUCUUUGUGCUGAUAUAAUUAUCGGCCAUGACGUCCUCGAAGAACAUUCAUCGCUAGAGUUCUCUUUCGGUGGGCCAAAACAUCCACUUCAAGUAUGUAACGUAGCUGAAGCAUCAGUACCAGUACAAAGAGUACAGGAAUUUUUACAUGUUCGAGGUAUUGCCACUAGUAGAACUACAGCUUAUAACCCUCAAGGUAACGGUCAAGUAGAAAAAUUGAAUUCUACUCUUUGGAGAACGAUUCUUUUGGCCCUGAAGACGAAGCAUCUUUCGGUAGAAAAUUGGGAACAAGUAUUACCACAAGCCUUACAUUCAGUUCGAUCAUUACUUUGUACAACCAUAAAUUGCACUCCACAUGAAAGAAUGUUUAGACACCCUCGAAGAUCUACUAACGGCACUUCUGUUCCAUCGUGGCUUACAAAUUCUGGACAAGUCUUGAUGAAGAAAUUUAAUCGUACAAAUAAAUAUCAGCCAUUAGUAGAAGAGGUUGAAUUGAUACAUAGCAAUCCUGAUUUUUCAUACAUUCGGCUUCCAGAUGGCCGAGAAACAACAGUGUCGAAUCGUCAUCUAGCACCAUUGGGUUCAGAAAGGGUAGAUCUGCGAAUAGAUAAUGAACACACUAUUGAUUAUCAUAACGUCGCAGAACCACUUCCGGAAACAGAAGACCAAAACUUGGAGAUUCCUUCAUCCAAUGAAACGGGACCUGUGGUACUUGAUAAUAGCAGAGAGCUAGAGACAGAAUUACCAUCAUCACCACCGCCGGAGCCAACACUUCGUAGAUCUGGUCGCGUCCAUAAAACGCCAGGAUUUUUGAAAGAUUAUAUUUUAAAAUAGUGCGGGAGAAUGAUGUAAACUUCUUAGUUGAAAUUAUCAGCCAUAAGUUGACGUCAUUGUCAAUCUGUUUUAUUCGUUAUUUGUCAAUGUAUCUAAUGUAAUCAAAGCAAAUUUUACUGUUAAUUUUAGCUUAUUAAAACCUUAUAUUCAGUAAAGGUUUUCUCUUAUUUCACUGUUUAAUAUCUGUGAAAGUGCACAAAUGUGGGAAAAUGAAACAAAGCUGCUGGACGUAACCUCUCGAGUUCCUUCAAAAAGUCCACUGAAAAAAUCUCAGUAAAUGACCACCAUUUUACUGCGAUUAUAUUUCAUCCCAUAUCAUUUCAUUUAAUUUCAUCCCAGUUGAUUAAUGUCUGAAAUUAAUCAUCUUCAUUUCAUUUCACUCCAUUUUAUCAUUUUUCAUAAAAAUAAGAAUAUAAAUUAAAAUAAGACAUGACUCAAAGGUCUUAGUUACCAGGUCAUAAAAUCCAUUAAAAAAAAAAAAGAAAGAAAUAUGUUCGGUGAUAGCUUCGCUAGAAGUAAUAGUGUUCUGUGGGUGAUAGUGUGAUGUUUGUUUCCUUCGCGUAAUGUGUGUUGUUGCAUUACAUCGUAGAGUAAUAUUACCGGAGUAAUAUCACUCGCAUUACUUACACAUGUCUAAUGAGAAUGCAUCCUUCUGAAAAACGUUAUGUUUGUGAAGUGUGCGAAAAACGCUUUACACGAAUUGCUGAUUUAAAAACACACAUUAGAAUACAUACUGCGGAAAAACCAUACAUUUGUGAAAUAUGUAGAAAAGGUUUUUCCCAAAUUAGUAGUUUAAAAUCUCAUAUAAGAAUACAUACUGGAGAAAAACCGUACAUUUGUGAAGUAUGUAGAAAAGGUUUUGCCCAAAUUGGUAAUUUACAAUCUCAUCUAAGAAUACACACUGGAGAAAAACCGUACAUUUGUGAAGUAUGUAGAAAAGGUUUUUCCCAAAUUAGUAGUUUUAAAUCUCAUAUAAGAAUACAUACUGGAGAAAAACCGUACAUUUGUGAAGUAUGUAGAAAAGGUUUUGCCCAAAUUGGUAAUUUACAAUCUCAUAUAAGGAUACACACUGGAGACAAACCGUACAUUUGUGAACUGUGUCAGAAGUGCUAUGCACGAAUUGAUACUUUGAAAAAACACAAGAGAACACAUACUGCAGAGAAACCUUAUGUUUGUGAAGUGUGCGAAAGACGCUUUACACAAAUUGGUGAAUUAAAAACACACAUUAGAAUACAUACUGCGGAAAAACCUUACAUUUGUGAAGUGUGUAGAAAAGGUUUUAACCAAAUUAAUCAUUUAAAAUCCCAUCUAAGAAUACACACUGGAGAAAAACCGUACAUUUGUGAAGUGUGUCAGAAGUGCUAUGCACGAAUUGAUACUUUGAACAUACACAAGAGAAGACAUACUGCAGAGAAACCUUAUGUUUGUGAAGUGUGUGAAAAAAGCUUUUCACGAAUGAGUAAUUUAAAUAUCCACAUAGCAACACAUUCGGCAGAGAAAUCUUAUGUUUGUGAUAUGUGUAAAAAAUCUUUUGCACAGAUGAGUUGUUUAAAAAAACAUAUAUGUAAAACACACUGCUGAAAAACUUUGUUUGUGAUGUGUGAUAAAAAGACUGCACAAUUUCAUUGUUAAAAAAUGCAGAUGAUAACACAUAAAGCAGAAAAAUAUUUCACAACUUGUGAAUCACAAAUUUGUCAUUUAAGAACACACAUGAGAAUAGAUACAGAAGACAAACCGUCUGCUUGUGAAAUUUGUACAUAAGGUUUUACACAUAUCAGUCAUUUAAAACACACACAAAGAUACCUACUAGAGAAGAAGCCCUAUUAUUGUGAAUUGUGUGGAAAAGGUUUUUCAGUGUUGGUAAUUUUAAUUCACAUAAGAAAAUGCAUAUUUGAGAAAAACAGUAUGCAUGUGUAAAGUGUAACAAAGCAUUUGCACAAAUUGAUAGUUUAAUAAUGUAUCUGAGAAUAUAUAAUAUCAUAAAAUGCCUGAUCUUUCCAAGAAUUUCUAGGUUAUUAUGUUUUUUUUUUAUGUAAAUACAUAAUGUAGCAUACCUACGACUUGUAAAGAACAAAUGCCAAUCGGAACUUUAUGGUCCUUGCAAAACAACUCAUUAUAACCUAGGCCUCAUAUUUUCUGAGAAAUAAGCUUGAACAUAGCCAUGCAAAGUUGUUGAUAUUCUCUCUACUUUGUCCAAACAAUAAUAAUACAGGUAAAAUAUAUGUUUCCAAAUAGAGAGAUUCCAUACCCAUGAAGUAUUGGAGUAGUAUUCAUAUUUAACCUUGUCAUAAAAGGUCAAAAGUUUUAUUUUUUAUGUCUUGGAGAUGGGCAAAGUUAGGCAGAUUUAUUGAAGCAGUAAUGCGUUUCGGGAUUAUUCGAAGCAGUAAUGCGUUUGUAGAUGUCUAUGGGCUCCAGUAGCCACUUAACACCAGGUCGGCUGUGAGCUCGUCCACCCAUCUAAGCAAUAAAAAGAAACAUGUACAUACUUAGAACGAAAUAUUCGAGGGCUGUCAUUAUAGAAAAUAAAACUACAUAUUAUUGAAUAAAAAAAAAAAUUGACAUUUUCUUUUAUAUUGCACCUGGGUAACAAUUUGUACUUGUAAUGCAAUAAUCAAAAUACAAUACUUUUAGCAACGGCUUAAUAAUUUAAAUAAAUAAAAAAUACAAAAGUGGGUAGGAACGAUCGACACAGAAUAUUAAACCUAAGAAACCGGCAGACCGACAGAGCGACUGACCGACUUGACUGCCUGAGACAGACUGCCGCGACACUGUUUACGCACCGCCAUUUUAUACAGUGGCGCUACAGUGUCUACCCUACAACAUUUUAUCAUAAUAAUCAUAACAAUGUCUUAAUAUUACUAAAGUCGUUAUCCAUGACAUGUUAAUUAUUAUUUUUGACUUAAGAGGGCGUCGCCUCUAACACGGCCUCUCCUGACGAGGGGUCGUCCUCGAGCCUGGGUUACACAUGCGUGUGGCAUGUCCAAAUCCUAAUCGAGCAGCGGUAUUGACAACCCGCUCGUGGGCGGUGGUGAGUUCCUGGUGUCAUCUGCAUUGCGCGGCGACGCUAGAUCUGAUGCUGCUUCAUUAACUCGCUACGAACCAAAUAGUUAGUAACGGCGACAUGACAAAAGUCUGGUUGACAUGGCCAAGUUAGCAUGUCAAGCCAAUACACUCGUAACGUGAACUUUGUUACCACGUUAACACAUCUACGUGAACUUUGUUACCACGUCAACACAUCUACGUGAACUUUGUUACCACGUCAACACAUCUACGUGAACUUUGUUACCACGUCAACACAUCUACGUGAACUUUGUUACCACAUCAACACAUCUACGUGAACUUUGUUACCACGUCAACACAUCUACGUGAACUUUGUUACCACGUCAACACAUCUACGUGAACUUUGUUACCACGUCAACACAUCUACGUGAACUUUGUUACCACGUCAACACAUCUACGUGAACUUUGUUACCACGUCAACACAUCUACGUGAACUUUGUUACCACGUCAACACAUCUACGUGAACUUUGUUACCACGUCAACACAUCUACGUGAACUUUGUUACCACGUCAACACAUCUACGUGAACUUUGUUACCACGUCAACACAUCUACGUGAACUUUGUUACCACGUCAACACAUCUACGUCAACUAUGUUACCACGUCAACACAUCUACGUCAACUAUGUUACCACGUCAACACAUCUACGUCAACUAUGUUACCACGUCAACACAUCUACGUCAACUAUGUUACCACGUCAACACAUCUACGUCAACUAUGUUACCACGUCAACACAUCUACGUCAACUUUGUUACCACAUCAAUCUCUGCGUGAACUUUGUUACCACGUCAACACAUCUACGUGAACUUUGUUACCACGUCAACACAUCUACGUGAACUUUGUUACCACGUCAACACAUCUACGUGAACUUUGUUACCACGUCAACACAUCUACGUGAACUUUGUUACCACGUCAACACAUCUACGUGAACUUUGUUACCACGUCAACACAUCUACGUGAACUUUGUUACCACGUCAACACAUCUACGUGAACUUUGUUACCACGUCAACACAUCUACGUGAACUUUGUUACCACGUCAACACAUCUACGUGAACUUUGUUACCACAUCAACACAUCUACGUGAACUUUGUUACCACGUCAACACAUCUACGUGAACUUUGUUACCACGUCAACACAUCUACGUGAACUUUGUUACCACGUCAACACAUCUACGUGAACUUUGUUACCACGUCAACACAUCUACGUGAACUUUGUUACCACGUCAACACAUCUACGUCAACUUUGUUACCACGUCAACACAUCUACGUCAACUAUGUUACCACGUCAACACAUCUACGUCAACUAUGUUACCACGUCAACACAUCUACGUCAACUAUGUUACCAUGUCAACACAUCUACGUCAACUAUGUUACCACGUCAACACAUCUACGUCAACUAUGUUACCACGUCAACACAUCUACGUCAACUAUGUUACCACGUCAACACAUCUACGUCAACUAUGUUACCACGUCAACACAUCUACGUCAACUUUGUUACCACGUCAAUCUCUGCGUGAACUAUGUUACCACGUUACGCGAACCACAUUACCACGUUACGCGAACCACAUUACCACGUCACGCGAAACACGCCAUCACGUCACGCGAAACACACCAUCACGUCACGCGAAACACGCCAUCACGUCACGCGAAACACGCCAUCACGUCACGCGAAACACGCCAUCACGUCACGCGAAACACGCCAUCACGUCACGCGAAACACGCCAUCACGUCACGCGAAACACGCCAUCACGUCACGCGAAACACGCCAUCACGUCACGCGAAACACGCCAUCACGUCACGCGAAACACGCCAUCACGUCACGCGAAACACGCCAUCACGUCACGUGAAAUAUGUUAUCACGUUACAACAUCUACGUGAACUAUCUCUGCGUGAACUAUGUUACCACGUUACAUCUCUACGUGAACCACGUUACCACGUUACAUCUCUGCGUGAACCACGUUACCACGUUUCAUCUUUGCGUGAACCGCGUUACCACGUUACAUCUCUGCGUGAACCGCGUUACCACGUUACAUCUCUGCGUGAACCGCGUUACCACGUUACAUCUCUGUGAUGUGACCUAUGUUACCACAUCGCAAGGUUUACGUUACUCAGUAAGCAUAUGCACACAACUCUUACAUGACCAGACGGUAGUAAACUGAAAAACUGAACCAUAACAAUCAUUGAUAACACAAGGUCAAAACACAAUAAUCAGAAACUACAACAACUCAGAUCGUAUAAAACGUUCUUGGCCUGGCUGUCAGCGCAGCUAGUGUCACUAGCCAUAUUAUCAUUACCACAAAUGAUAAAACCAAUACACAUCACUUCACAAUAUAGAGUCAGCGACUCUCAGGUCGUUACUAGAUCAACACAACAAUAGUCUCCUUUGAGACCCAGGUCUUCGCUAUACCACCAGCUACCCAUCGCCCUCUGAACAACUCACAAGUGAAUUGCAGUCACGACUGCGGACAGGUGCGUACAGUACGACCAAAUAGUGAUGGUAUCAGCUGUACCACUCGAUGGAGGUAAUCUCACCUCACUCAUCACAGUCUUCUGCGUUUAACUCGUCAGUAGGGCAACUUUUCUUUAUGUAAUCAUGAGUGUUAUAGGUUCUAUUACCAGUUAAAGCGAUCUAUCUUCAUUAGAUCAUCAAAUUUUAACUACAUCAUCAUCCAUCAUCAUCAUUAAAUUUUACUAACUUAGCUACUUUGCUUCUCUCGGUGUCGAAAUCAUUCAAACUUCUGUGAAGUCUUGUUUUAUUGUUCCGGGACUGAUCCAAAUAAUAAUAAUUCGACUCACCAGAUUGUUUUAAUUUCCCAAAAAUUACCCGAUAUUACGCAACUACCGGCACGUCGCUUGCGUGCUAUUGCCGCAGGAACCAUCGAGGGGUCUGAGCUGGCGGCAAUGCCCGUGAGGCACCGUCCUCACCAUUCGGUAAGGUCCACGGAUUCCCGGAUCUAGAUUUCCUAUAGACUCGACCUAGUUCUCGACGAACUUCACGGCUCCGAGACACCUCAGUCAUGACAUCACUAAUUAGCGUCUUCACCACAGGUGUAGUGGCGUCUAUUGCUAUCAGAAGCUGCAGGGCGGAUAUCUCUUUUCUUGCGUUUUGUGAUGUUCAGAAUGAGCUGUAAUCUCAAAGUUCAAUUGACCAUUUUGCCAACAUAAUCCAGAAUUCACCUCUGGAAGCAUGCAAUCGACCCCAAGAAUUAUCUAUUUGUUUGACAUUACGCAUCACUGGUGACCUAGUGCCUGAACACUACGAGGACUCGGCCUAACCUGACCACUAAAAAUGAAAUCAAAUCGUGAGUAGAUUAGCGUUCGCGGCUCUAACUUGAGGGCCCAUUAUACCCCGUAUCACUAUUAAAGUUCAAAGUUCUAUCAGAAGUAACCCAUUCACCUAGCCAUACCCUAGCAUCGCCCCUUAAACAUGAUGCCACUCGCGAUAAGCAUUCGUGGUCGUUCCACCCGUUAACUUCUCUGGCGCGUUCUACUUCUUCGCACCAAACUAAUGUUAUUAAUCGAUGGGUCAAAAUUCGAUAUGUAAUAAUUUUGCGACCUUGAGGGUCGCAAAGUUUUAAUUGCUUCCAUUAAAGCACUGGCGAGGGUAGACGCCUCAGAACCAGGGAUACUAGAUUCUACGCGGAGUUGUUGCGAACCGACGAUAUUCGACAUGGGAGUCGUAACUGUCCGUAGAAUAUCGGUGGUCUGUUCAGCGCGCGCCUUAUCGUUAGAACGUGUCGCGACAGGUUCAAUCGUGCGCGAGCGCGAUCUCGACCUCCCGUGACGGGCUCUACGAGAGCGGUCCCUACUACGCAACUCGCGCCUAACCCGAGCACGUGACCGACGCAUAUCAGUACGCUGGUCUCAGACCCGCAAGCCAUCCCGUGAAGUACGACCUUUAUCGUUCGUAUCGCGAUUCUGUCUAUCAUCUCUGUGAUCGCGAAAGCAUGUCGUUUUCAAAAUUUGCAAUCACACAAGAAAAAUAACAAAUUAAGUAUGAAAGCAUCAAAGUAAGCCGUAAUUGUAAAACAAAACAAAGUUCAGAGUUUUUACGCUACUGUGGGCUAUUUGAGUCCUUAAUCCCACUUCUGAUUUUAGCAACGGCUUAAUAAUUUAAAUAAAUAAAAAAUACAAAAGUGGGUAGGAACGAUCGACACAGAAUAUUAAACCUAAGAAACCGGCAGACCGACAGAGCGACCGAGCGACUUGACUGCCUGAGACAGACUGCCGCGACACUGUUUACGCACCGUCAUUUUAUACAGUGGCGCUACAGUGUCUACCCUACAACAUUUUAUCAUAAUAAUCAUAAUAAUGUCUUAAUAUUACUAAAGUCGUUAUCCAUGACAUGUUAAUUAUUAUUUUUAACUUAAGAGGGCGUCGCCUCUAACAAUACAUUCAUAUCAAUUAAGAAAAUAAAUGUAAUUUUUUAAAGAACAUCCUCAUGUGGAGCAGUCAUCCUCAGGUCAAGAUUUUCAGGCAUUGGUUUCCAAAGACAAAUAUCCAAAUUUGAAGAAAAUGUUUUGAACAACUGCUUUCGUUACUGCCAUCUACAGGAGCAAUGAGAAACUAAUCGAAUCGAAGCCAUCUAGUAGCCGGCGCCCGUAAACAUUUUUGUUGAGUGCUUGAGUUGCUUAAUUAGAACUAAUUUAUGUGUAUUAACUAUGAAAUAGAUUCUAAGAUUAAACUUCACUUUUAUGUUAAUAAUUUUAAUAGAACAAAUUAGAGUACAUAUUUGUACGCUGAACUAUAAUGUUUCAUUAAAAUUCAAGAAAUUUCUUUGAUACAUCGCA